This is a messenger RNA of Triticum dicoccoides, 941 nucleotides long. RefSeq lists its product as uncharacterized. The record is from RefSeq and is a predicted model, not a curated record. Lineage: Eukaryota; Viridiplantae; Streptophyta; Magnoliopsida; Poales; Poaceae. The transcript is spliced from 4 exons. The coding region runs from base 1 to 930 and encodes 309 amino acids.
AUGGCGACCUACAGCAAAGGGACGGAUCGGAAGGGAAGGCAAGGUGAGGAGGAGAGGGUGGACCCAAGCAAGGAAGGAGGGGAAGGGCCUACCUGGGAAACGCCGGUGACGGAUUCAGCAAGCUCCGGUCUCGCCAUCGCCGAUUGUGCGAUUCCUCCUGCCCCCGCCGCUCGCACGAACCAUUUGCGAGGCCCCCUCGCACAAAAAAGCCCGUUUAGGGUUCCACCCACCGCCGCCUCCCUGCUCCACCGCCGCCGCCCCAUCUCCCGCUACACCGCCGCCGCCCCAUCUCCCGCUCCGCCGCCGCCCCUACUGCUCCACCCUAUCUCCUCUCUCUCUCUCUCACUCCUAACGUCCUGGUUUCCUGAGUUCCGGCCGCCGUCGAUCCCCAGGGACGUCGCGGAUCACCAGGACGCCACCAUCGCAUAUCACCACCGCCGUCGCCGUCGAUCCCAGGGACGCUGCAGAUCCCCAGUACACUGCCAAUACCCAGGACGCCGCGGAUCUCCAGAUGUCGCCGCCGCCGUCGGCGCGGAUCCGCACACGCCGCCGGCGCCACGGAUCCCCACGGACCAUGCAUACGGCGGCGAACAACCAGAACUUCUCCUCCGUAGAGGACACCGCCAUAGCUGGAAGAAUUCCAAGAUAGACCAUUGCUUCAAGGUUGGGAGCAGCCACGACAUAAUUGACAUCAAAACAAGAUCAGGGUCCUACAUAUCCGGUAUUGCUUGCCUGCAUACACUCGUAAAACAUGGUGGGGAAGACAAGCAAAUAGGCACCGGCGGAGCUAUGGCAAGGCUCAAAGGGCCAUGGCCCGCCCUGGGCUGGAACGAAGACGAGUUUUACAUGAAUUUAUCCCACAAUAAUGCAUUGAUUUUUAAUUUGGUGGCGCUAUUUGCACUAUCCAGCCCGUCAACAUUUUUUAGGUAACUCCACCAUUG